Messenger RNA from Gopherus flavomarginatus (Mexican gopher tortoise), 3214 nucleotides. RefSeq names its product BCL10 immune signaling adaptor (gene BCL10). Gene Ontology annotation, cellular component: CBM complex; cytosol. Gene Ontology annotation, biological process: positive regulation of extrinsic apoptotic signaling pathway; apoptotic process; adaptive immune response. Gene Ontology annotation, molecular function: NF-kappaB binding; protein kinase B binding; transcription coactivator activity. Lineage: Eukaryota; Metazoa; Chordata; Testudines; Testudinidae. The coding region runs from base 157 to 906 and encodes 249 amino acids. The record is from RefSeq and is a predicted model, not a curated record. The transcript has 3 exons.
AACAACUAUAUUUUUUGCUCAAACAUGAAAAUUCAAGAAUAGUCCAGAAGGAAGACAGGCAGUCCUUAAGAAAGAAGUAUGAAAUAAAGAAGUUUACCAACCUGAAGAUCCUUCGUGUUCAGACAUGUUCCUUCUCAGGAGGAAGCUGUGUUGAAGAUGAUGAAAGGAACACUUCUCAUGAUGAUUCAUUUGGGCAACCAGGCCUUGCGGUUCUUUGUUGCACUGUUUGCAUUUUGCACACUUGCCUCUUACCCACAGGCUUUAGAAAGGAUGCGUCCCUAUUUGUGUGACAAAAUUAUCGCGGAGAGACACUUUGAUUACCUGCGAUCAAAGAAAAUACUCACUAGAGAGGACGCUGAAGAAAUAUCUUGUCGACCCUCAAGUAGGAAGAAAACUGGGAAGUUACUGGACUACUUAGCAGAAAAUCCAAAGGGACUAGAUACUUUGAUUGAAUCUAUUAGAAGAGAAAGAACACAGAACUUCCUGUUAGAAAGGAUAACUGAUGUGGUGUUGAAAGUCAAAAAUGAAAAACUUGAAGCUCUCAAAGGUCUGAGCUGCAGCAGCUGUAUGACUUCAGUGUAUGGAGGAACAAAUAAUCUUUCUAGGUCAUACUCCGAUGAAUCCAAUUACUAUGAAAAAGUAAAAGAAUCUACCCAUAAUCAACCAGAAGAACAGUUUAGUACAGCUGCUUUUGUGUCUGCUUCAUCUCUUCGUUCAAUGAAUUUACCAAUUGUGGAGAUGGGAAGCACAGAAAAUGCAGUCUUCUCCACCACGCUUCCAGGACCUGGGGAUCCUGGAGCACCCCCUCUUCCACCAGAACUGCAGUCUGAACAACAGGAAGCCAGUGCCAGUUCAAGUGACAAUCGUUUUCUGCCUUUAAGAUCUCGUUCUCUUCUACCACAAUGACUUCAAUGACUCUUUUUCCUGUCUCUUUACUUAAAGGAGGGGGUGUUGUGAGACUUUUAUAUAUCUUUGCAGGCAGCAUACAGAAUGUUUCCAAACUGUUAAAUCGCAAAUAAGGAGAAAUAGCCUAUAUGAGUUGCCCCCCUCCCCCCAAAAAAAAGUUUAAAGAGGUAAUCAGUUGACUCUGUAUCUUACAGUUUCUUUAGUUUCUAGAAGUCUUUGAUUCCACUAGUGCUGUACCUUGUUUGGGUUUUUUUUAGGAUUUCAUGUUAAUGUUGUCAUUACUUAAAUUUUUCCAGUUAAUGAAACAAAUAUUUAUUCUCCAACAUUAGCAGAUUUUGAUAUUUUUAGCAAGUAGAGGGGAAAUGGCUAUUACAAAAGAGAACACUUUAAAAGGACUCUCUCAGAACUUGUAUAUUUGUACUAGUUCUAAAAGUUUGCCAAACUAAUCUUUUACAUGGCAUAGGGUAAAUUCUUCCCUCAAAUUUAUGCACACACCACUCCCAUUGGGAGGGCAGAACUUGGCUCUUUGUAGCCAUGCAUUUUUUUAAAUGCUUAUUGUCAAAUAAUUCUCAAUAUGCUAAUUUUCUGAACCUUGUGCUCUAUUUUCCUCCAAACAUGAAAGGCAGAUACUACACUGAAUAGAGUUCAUAUAUGAUAAAUGCAUUUUUACAUACAGUUUUUAAAUAUAAUAUAGAAAUCAUUGGUUUGAGAUGCAUUUGUUUUAAUUUAAAUUUAUAUUAAUAGUGGAAAGGAAUGUCAGCUGUUCAGAUCCCAGUAAGGGAGUUGCUCAGUAGCUUAUUUAUAAAAUGCCUUUAUUUAAGUAAGGGCAUGCUUCUGUAAGGAGCAAAAGGUGCAGUAUUUAAUGGGUGGACCUAGCAGGAGGAUGUCUUUAACUGAAGUACUCAAGGAAAUAUUGCACUGCAGAUACUUAAUUUUUACACCCUACAGUAACACGUUUACAUUGCAAGUGAUUUAAAAUCUAAACCAAGUUUUAACUGUUUUAACAUGGGAAAAGUUCUCACCUUCUGACAUAGUACAAUAUGUUUGAUCCUUUCAUACUUUCUUUCUCAUUCUAAUCCUCACUUUGUAAGACUGAAUUUUAGAAGAUUAAGUGUAGAAGUGCAAAAUGACAAAUUUAAAAACCGUAUUACUCAGGAUUAUGUACAGAUGUCUUUACACAGAGUAUUUUUCUAAAGUUACAUUUUCUGUUUAUCAAAAGGUAGACUGGAUUUUAUUUAAAAUGUAUAAUUCUGACACUGACUGCUAAAGUAAGAUAAGUAUUCUAGUCUGUCACACCCAGAUUCUAUCUCUAAUGCUAAUUCUCCUGCAGAGGCUAUAUGCUCAGCCUCUGGACUUCAGAGGAGAGCUGCCUCACGUUGUUCAUGGGUGAUGACAGCCAAAAGGAGGCUGGUCUCAUUUGGGGACUGAGAAAAGUAAACAACAAAAGUAUCCUAUAGCUAUUUGUUGUUCAUGUCUGACUAGUCCAUGGAUGUUAACUCAGUUCAAAUAAACUGUCAAGUUUAAUUAGAAUAUCAUGUAGAAACAACUUUAGUAUAAGAAUGAGGUAGCUUACAUAUGACAAAAAUAUGGGCUGCUUUUAUUAAUAUAUGACACCAAUCACCAUGUUUUCAGGUAUCCAUCCAUCUAAAGCACACUGAGCCUGAUUUUCAAAAAAGCAGAUUACCCACAAAUUCAAUUGACUACAGCUUGGAGUUGUGGGUCUCGGCACUCUUAAAAAUCAAGUUAAGUGUCUUUAACACCCCUAUAUUUUGAACAUUCCCAACAAUUUUUUAUGAACUCUGCAGGUAUUAUCUAUUGUAACUUAUUUUGCUAUCCUGCUGGAAGUGAUUAUAGAAAUUAGGCUAAUUUACUCUAUCUGGAUCUGAGCCCGAGAAUUGCUGAGAGCCUUGCAGUCAAUGCAUCCAGUUCGCCUUCCACUCAAACUAAUGCUAAAACUUAUUUAGGAGCAAGAGCAGGCCCACUGAGAAGUGAAUGGUUCAGCAGUUUAUAUGAUGUACUUAAUCUCUCAUGGGAUAGAGUUCUGUGGUUACAGGAGAUCCCCCAAAAUUGGGUGAAUGCGGGAGGAGGGGUUGAUCCUGUGCAAACCAAAAAUAUACAAUGUACAUGGGUUCAUAAUGUGAAUGUUAGAGAUUUGCUAGGUAAUUACCAAAUGUCUGGAUGUUUACCACAAACUCUGUGUGCAGUAAUUGCUCCGUUGUUUUAACCUGAGAUCUUUAAUGAAUGUGUGUAAUCUUACCAAAUGCUUGAAACCUAUGCAUUAUUUUAAACAAAGACUUAAUAUCACAAA